This is a messenger RNA of Colletes gigas, 1037 nucleotides long. It is a transcript of the gene Scox, whose product is annotated as protein SCO2 homolog, mitochondrial. NCBI's taxonomy places the organism in Eukaryota, Metazoa, Arthropoda, Insecta, Hymenoptera, Colletidae. The transcript is spliced from 4 exons. Gene Ontology annotation, biological process: intracellular copper ion homeostasis; mitochondrial respiratory chain complex IV assembly. The record is from RefSeq and is a predicted model, not a curated record. The coding region runs from base 66 to 953 and encodes 295 amino acids. Gene Ontology annotation, cellular component: mitochondrial inner membrane. Gene Ontology annotation, molecular function: copper ion binding; copper chaperone activity.
UUAGAAACGGUCGAACCAUAACCUGCAUUUAGUUUUAAAUUGGUUGAAAUCGGUCACUAAAAAUAAUGUCAAGUUUAACCAUCAAGUCGUUCCAGCUGUUAAAUCGGUAUUCAAAUCAGGUUUUUAAGAAUACGUCAUUACAGAGUUUACGAACCCUCGAACAGUAUUAUUCGCAAGUUCGGUACUUAAACACUUGCAGGACAUUAUAUAAAAAUGAUCGCCUACAUGCAUUACCAAAGCGUAAGAAAGCCCCUUACCUGAUGUUAAAGUCACCCAUUACAUGGAGAAGCUUAAUAAUUACAAGUGUGUUUGGAGGAUCUCUUGCAUUAUUUUUGUAUUACUUACAAAAAACAAAAGACUUACAAAUACAACGUGAAAGGAGACGUGAAAUAGGAAAAGCAGCAAUUGGAGGAAAAUUUGAAUUACUAAAUACUGAAAGAAAGUUAGUCAAGUCGGAUGACUUUUUAGGACAAUGGAUCCUGAUUUAUUUUGGAUUCACACAUUGUCCUGAUGUAUGUCCAGAUGAACUUGAAAAACUGGUUUCGAUCGUCAAUAUUUUAGAGAAGGAUUACAGUUUAAAAGUUCAACCUAUAUUCAUUUCUGUGGAUCCUGAUAGGGAUACCCCAGAAAUUGUGGGAAAAUAUAUAAAAGAAUUUUCUGAUAAAUUUAUUGGUCUUACUGGGACAAACGAACAAAUUGCUCAAGCAUGCAAAGCCUAUAGGGUAUAUUACAGUAAUGGGCCUAAGGAUCAAGAUGCUGACUACAUUGUUGAUCACACUAUCAUCAUAUAUUUGGUAGACCCAGAUGGUUUAUUUGUAGAUUAUUACGGACAGACGCACACAGCUGAGCAAAUUUCACAAAGCAUCGUUCUAAAUAAAGCAAAGUUCGAUAGUUUGAAGAACGACUCUUGGCUUCCGCCGUUACCAUUUAAAAACCCGCUGCAAGCAGCAUAAGUUAUUUGUAUUAUAAACAUUUCUAUGUAGACAAUUCAUUUUCUAAUAUAUUUCGGCUGGUAUUAAAAAAAAUGUUUACAAUCA